Molecule: messenger RNA, 1773 nt
Organism: Trichophyton rubrum CBS 118892
Lineage: Eukaryota; Fungi; Ascomycota; Eurotiomycetes; Onygenales; Arthrodermataceae
Exons: 3
Coding region: 922-1713 (263 amino acids)
Source: RefSeq, a predicted model, not a curated record
UACCAAGCGUCUCUUUCACGGGUCUCGAUGUGGCUUGUGAAACAGCCAUGAUGGCAUGGCUUAUAAUUAACGACACUGGAAACAAAAGCGACCUUAAGACUUUCAUCGUCACUCGGCACACGUAUACCUACACUGUCACGUUUUGGCAUUUCCUAGAGGCAUUUGUUACGGGACGGCUGGGUGGCGUGGUCCAAAUUGAUGUUGGAGCUGUUUGAAGGAAUAACAAUAUGGGAUAUUGACUUGACUGUUUCAACUGAUAAUCACUUCGGGUAGGAUGCCUUAUACAUGUAAUUCACAGGCAACAAAUAACAAUAGGUUCGUUAAAGAGAGAGAAUGAAGUCUGCUGCAUGUGUUUCAUCUUCCUACGCUGUCCACGGUGAUGCUUUAUGUGGUCGCGUGCCCAGUUCUGCUCCUGCUGCCACUAAGCCGAUAUAAGCAGCGCUUCACCCAUGGUUCAAUACACAAGUUGGAGCCGUAGCUUCCAUUAGGGGCUUUUUUACAUAGGCGGGGGCGAUCCCAUUUGCUUACUUAUACGUUUAACGUCUGGUUUGGGGUUUAUAUAUACCAAGCCCGACAUUUUUUAGCCACGAGACCACUUUCUACUAAGAAUGAGAAAGUUAUGUGGCAAUAUGAAUGAAAGCCCAACGAGAAUGCCAGUAAGCAAUCAAUAAUAUAGUUAUGGUAAUAUAUAAAUCUUGAGCGCAGACUGAUGCUCUCCAUAAACACGUCCUUGCUGUACUUUGGUGCUCACGUGACUCGUGACUCACUCCACGCCUGCUAUAAGCGAGUGACAUAACCAUUCUUCCUUACUCUCCACACGGCACAAACAACUAACCCUUCCUCUCCAUACGCAAGCCUACAUACAUCGUAAGUUGUCUUGAACCCAUCGACUCCGUCCUUGAAUCCAUCGACACCGUCAAUAUGGCACCAUUUAUAACUAUUGAGCUAACCCCUCCCUCAGAGAGCCACAAAAGCAUGUCGCCAUCUGAUUUUAUAACGAGUGACCACGCUAUAGGAGGCUUGAAGAGGAAGCUCCAGAUCGACCAACUUGAUGGGAAGCGAAUACGACUGCUAUCAUCUGUGGAAGAGGACGAGAAGAGUACUGAAUGCACUCGGCAGAGUAUCCCUGUGGUAGUCCCUCUGUCCCCAGUGCUAAAGACCAUCAGUAACAAAAUGGAAGUCUUACAACAGCAAAACGCAGAGCUGAGGGAGAUGAAUCAGCUGUUAAAAAACCAACAUCAAGCAACUCUGGAGAUGAAUAACACGUACCUUGAAAAAGUAACUAUCUUAGAAAAGGAUAUGGAAAGUCAACUACACCAAAGAGCAAACCUCUGCAUCGGAAAUAUGCUUAUCGAGAUCGUGAGAAAAAUAACCCAAAAAGAUACGCCAACGAGUUCGAAGACACUCCCAACUGAUACCCACGAGAUGUCAACCACAAGAUUAAUUCAACGAGCGGCAGCGCUUACUAAUAAAGACUUACAAAAAUCAAAUAUCCCGACCAGGUACUGGAAGACGAUCAGAAAUAUUAAGAAGUAUAUCAUCGCUCGGAAUUCUUCUGCACACGAGUCGUGCGGUGAAUUUGCAAUGAUUCUGAAGAACCCUUCUAUGGAAGCUUAUUAUCUUGAGUGGAGUGGCCUGUUUACAUUCACUUACGAGGAAACUGUCGAGAGUGUUUUUGAAAGGUGUAGCCAGCCUUUCGAGGUCGAGAAGUAAUACUAUAUAUUAUUAAACCAACCUUUAAGUCGAAACGAAGUUAGUUUUUUUUUCCCCUUU